AACGUUUUUAACUUGUGCAUACAUUCGAUCGUUGGUCAUAAAGUACUUACGGUGCUUACAGGAAGAGUCGAACGGUUUAUUAUAAGGAUGUCUCUCGACCAGCAAUUUGAGGCGGCUGCUGCAGCUGUAAAGGCACUUACGAAACGGCCUACCGACGAGGAGCUUCUAGAACUUUAUGGUUUGUUCAAACAAGCUACAGUUGGCGAUAAUAACACAUCCAAACCCGGUAUGCUGGAUUUGAAAGGAAAAGCAAAGUGGGAAAGUUGGAACAAGAAGAAGGGCGUUUCACAAGAACAAGCGAAACAAAAUUACAUUGAUUAUGCCAAUCAAUUGAUUGAAAAAUAUAAAUAAUUUUAUCUACCCUCUCUUUAGGAUAGUUGCGUUCCUGUUGCAAUAUAAAUAUAAGAAAUAUAUUUUCAUGUUUUCUGUUCUUAAGUAAUCUUAUUACUUACUGAUAAAAUUAAACGAUUUUCGUUACAAUUCUCUCAUAUUGUAUAAUAUUCAAAUCAUAUUUCAAAUAUUAUACAAGACUGGCGAUUAAAAAAUAAAGAAACUGAUAAAAUACAUAUACUGCAUCAUAUUUGAGGUGUGCGAUUAAUUAUUGUGUCAAUAAAUUAUUGUUCUAUAUAAUAUCCUCGAAUUGCGUUUCUCAUUUAUCUGACACAAAUCAUAUUCAUCUAAGCUGUGGUGAAAGCAUUUAAUGACCAAUAAUGGAACAAAAAUUUUGUUCUUCUUUGGUCAAUUAAAAAGUUCUAGCACUUACAGCAUCAAGACGAAUACAGCCACACGAUCUAUUCAUAUAACUGCAUCAAAGGCAGUUUGUUUAAAUUACUGUUGUUUUAUUAUAAAUUAUAAUGAAUGCAACAAUCUAUUAUAUAAAAUAUUUCCAUUUUAUUUAAUUUAAGUGUAUAAAACAUUUCUAUGCUAUAUGAUUGAUUUUUAUGUGUGUAUGGAGUAUAUUUAUUUUAUUAAAAUAGAUUUCUUAAAA
Messenger RNA from Nylanderia fulva, 988 nucleotides. Its product is annotated as acyl-CoA-binding protein homolog. Gene Ontology annotation, molecular function: fatty-acyl-CoA binding. The record is from RefSeq and is a predicted model, not a curated record. Gene Ontology annotation, biological process: fatty acid metabolic process. Lineage: Eukaryota; Metazoa; Arthropoda; Insecta; Hymenoptera; Formicidae.